UACGUGAAGACGGAGAUAAAAUAAAAUUAUAUACUGCUCAAAACCACACAGAAAAGAAACAAUAAAUAAAAAUGUUAUCCUAGGUUGGCCCCUAGGCUAGUAGAACCUAAUGUGAUAAAACACUCAUUUGCUAUACUAUACUAUAAUAUUACCAAAAAGCAGAGGAUCAUGAACGAGGAAUUUGGUGCAGAACUAUUCCAAUUUUCAGAAAGGCCAAAUUUUGAAGAAGUUGGUUGUGUUGUUCCCAAUUGCUGCAACAACAUUCUAUCAGAAUAUCGAAAGUCUAGAUUUCUGCUUCAUUACCCUGAUGGCGGGGACGUUGAAAGGAGUAGUGCAUGGCACAAAAUCCUUGAGGAUGAGUUCGGUACAGUUAUCUCUGAGGAAAUACUCAGUAUCUGUGGAAAACAUUUCAUCGAUGGAUGUCCAUCGGAAAAAUUUCCUAAUCCUGUUUUAUUCGGACAGAAUGUGUUGUCAAAUGAGACAGAACUCGCCAAGAAAGCUCAGCGAUAUUGCUGCAUCCGGAAUUGUCGUUAUGGGCCCGACUUUAAAUCACACCCCAGCUCUAGAAAAAUUAUCAAUUACUAUUCUCUAAAUCUGCUGUGUGAUGAUUCAAUUGGAAGGAAUCUCCUAAAGAAACUCAUGUCAAGUACACUGUAUGUUGGACUAGAGAACCAUACAUCUUUUUUCUGUAGUCUGCACUUCAAAGCUAACAUAUUGAACCAAAAAAGGAUUCAGUCAGAUAACAAUCCAGGAUGUGGGUUAUCAAAAAUUAAACAGCAGAAAACACAGCCUUCAUCAUCAGAUAAAGUUGAGGUCGAGUCUAUGAACCAACCCAAACAACCUUGUAAUAUGCUUACCUUAAAUGUAAAGGUUAAACACAAAGAUACCUGUACUAACUGGGCCAAAUCAGACGAGGACUGCUGUGUGAUACCAACCUGUCCGUUCUCGGACAUCCGGAUGAAGUACCGAUCCGGAAACUCAGAGUUCCGACCAGCUAUGUUUACGUUCCCGUCCCUUAGUUUCCAGCCGCACACAAGGCUUGAGUGGUUGAGAUUAGUGAGGGCAGCUAUGCCACUGGAUCAGAAAAAAUUCUGUCCGAAAAUUACAACAAUGAUUUGUUCACGUCACUUUCCUAAUGGAUCCCCAACAGCUACGGCACCAAACCCAUCUUUGCUCACGGAAUAUGUUAAACCGGAAGGAACAAACUCGAACGAAAUGGAUGAUGAUUCCCCAACAAGAUUUAUAAUUGACAUUUCAAACGAAGACAAUUCAAAUAUCAAAAUUUCCGUACCCAAGAAAAAAAGGAGAAAAAGGAAAGCGACAAAUAAUCUAUAAGUUAGGGAGAAACCUGAAAAUUGCUUUCUUUUUUAAAAAUUUAUAAAAUUAUAAGAACUGAAUAUUGAACAAAUAGCAAUGACAAGUAAGUGUUAUAGUUGAUAAAAAAUAGUUGAUUAAAAAGGGGAUUCCCCAGGUAUAAGGCAAUCCAAAAAAUUUGCCCAAUUUUGGGUUCAAAGUGCUGGGCUUGACCAGAGGAACUGUACAAAAGCUGUGGCUGUGCUAGCAAUUGGUCAGAGGGAACCUAGCCUCCGUCGGUGAACUAUGGACCGCCGUUGAGAAUUAGAGCAAAAUCUGUAAUAUAUAGGAGUGAUGUUUUGCCCUACCUGAUGUGUUAUCAUACUCAAUACUUGCAGACAAAAUUUGCAAGUGAUUCUGUAGGAAUUGAACAUACAACCUCCAAAUAACUAGCCUGGUGUCAUAACUACUAGACCACCAAACUUGCGCUUAGUGACUAGUAUUUAAUACUAUCCCCAAGUAGCAGUGGGUGUUGCAAAUACUAUAAUGUUUUGUGUUUGCAUCAACAAAAUAUCAGAGUGAGGUUUUUCCCUACCUGACGUAUUAUCGUACCGAACACUCAGUAGAUUUUCAAUUUCUUGCGAAAAGAAAUGUGCAAAUUAUUCAAGUGUGAAUUGAACCCACGAUUUUCAGAUAACUAGCCUGAUGUCAUAACCAUUAGACUACCGUGCUUGCAAAACGAAAUACUGUAAUAUAAUAUGAAGAUACAAUUAUAUUAUAUUAUAUUUAUUCAUGGAGAUUGGUUCUCUUUAAC
This is a messenger RNA of Anneissia japonica, 2107 nucleotides long. RefSeq lists its product as uncharacterized. The record is from RefSeq and is a predicted model, not a curated record. The transcript is spliced from 4 exons. Lineage: Eukaryota; Metazoa; Echinodermata; Crinoidea; Comatulida; Comatulidae. The coding region runs from base 169 to 1335 and encodes 388 amino acids.